GUGACAGCUUUGUUUACGAGCUGACGUGUACCGGAAGGCAGGCUAACCGAACUGCCUGCCCUGAGAGCAGUGGCGCUAGCUGUGAAAGUGUUAGCAGCGUUUUAUUACUUGCUUUCAGUUUAUUAAAACGUACAUUUUGCCCGCGGUGUCAUGUAUUUACGGAGCCGCGUUCAGAUGCUCAAACAAAUGCGAAACAAGAGGGCUGGUGUGCGUCUAGCUUAGCUAGUUUGAGCUGUUACAGCCGUGUGGCCGCUGUCACGCCAUCACCAUCAGGGUCAUCCUUCUGCGGACAGGUGCGAGUUUUCACCCAUGCUUUUCUGGUCACGACACAUGGGCAGAAUUGAAAAGUUAUGUGUCUUGAUUACUUUUGAGAAUGGCGUGGAUUAUGGUCUUGCAUGAGGUUGCUGUUAGGCCACUGAAACAAUGGCCAGUCCAAAUGAUCUACAAUUCCAAGAGUUUGAGGAAGCAGCAGAGCUGUUGUCUGCAAACCCAGACGCCUCCACAGUCCGCUUGUCCAGCUCAGACACUCCCGCUACAGCAGGAAUAGGAGGAGAGGAUGUGAAAUUAGACCUAUCAGAGGACGAGGAGGGUCAGGAGGAGAGUUCAGAGCUGUUAGGAGGAAAGAAAUCAACUGGCGGCUUCUGGACCUUUGAGUACUAUGAGUCUUUCUUCAAUGUGGACACCGUGCAGGUACUGGACAGAGUGAAGGGAUCAGUGUUGCCAUUACCUGGAAGAAACUUUAUCAAACACUACCUUAGAUCUAACCCAGAUCUAUAUGGUCCAUUUUGGAUCUGUGUGACACUGGUGUUCUCAGUAGCGAUAAGUGGGAACUUGUCCACCUUCCUCAGCGAGAUGGGAAACCCUGCCUACCACUAUAGACCACAGUUCCACAGAGUAACGAUAGCUGCGGUAGUGAUCUUCAUGUACGCCUGGCUGGUGCCAAUUGGUUUAUGGGGUUUCCUGACCUGGCGGCAAGGCACUGAGAGGCAGAUUGGAGGCUAUUCCUUCCUGGAGACAGUGUGUGUCUAUGGCUACUCCCUCUUCAUCUAUAUUCCCACUUCAGUUUUGUGGAUCAUCCCAUUCGAGUGGUUGCGCUGGACACUGAUCCUGGUUGCCAUGGUGAUCUCCGGCUCAGUCCUGGUCCUCACCUUCUGGCCUGUUGUCCGUGACGACACCAAGGUGAUGGCUGUGGCUACAGUUGUGACCAUAGUGGUUUUGCACACGCUGCUGGCAAUAGGCUGUAAGCUGUACUUCUUCCAGACAGCAGUCCAUGUACCAACACCAGCGCCCACGCCCCCCUCGAUUCACAUAACACUGGCCACCAAACCCCACUGACCAAGGGAAGGAAGGAGUGUUGGCAGGAGGAGAGAAAAUGAAGGCUGUUAUGCCUGGAACACAGGCGGAUAUAAAACCAUGUUCAGGCAGGCUGCGUGAGGCAGUGUUGAAUAUUGCUGUUGUGACUUGUUGUAUGCUCCCCUUAUGUGCUGGGAUGGGUGUGUGUGUGUGUGUGUGUGUGUGUGUGUGUGGUUGUUUGUCUAAUUUAUCCUGAGGGCGGUUCUGCUGUAACUGAAGUAACAGUUGUUCACUGCAAUAACUGAUGUUUCAGGUUGGGCAGCAUCCAAAUUGUUGAGAAUGACUCCCUUAACUCCCUGAAACACCAGUUAGAAACAAGAGAGGAUCAACCGUGACUCAUCAAGACAAGAGAAAAACUGUAAGAUUACUAAAGCAAACAAUCCCUAAUCGUCCCUUCUUAUGACACAUCACAUGGACAACAAUGGAAUUCUUAAACUUAGAGAAAUAAACUGUGGCAUCACUGGAGUACAAGUUAGUUUCAUCAAUUCUUUGUUACCCCUGCUCUGUUCUAAUCAACUGUCCCAGUAAGCGAUGCCAGUGUGACAGUGAACCAGCAUGCGCAUCUCCAGGACCCUGAAACUGAAGCAGCUAAAUGGAAUUAGCCAUGAUACAUUUUAUCACUCACACCUUCACGUCAUAUUGUUCAAACCGUAAUGACAGGGAACUGAGCGGGGAGAAAUUACACUUCACUCUGUCUCAGAUGUUGGGAGUUUGUGACAGCAACGUUGUCUCCCAACGAACCAUGGAAGCAUCAUUAACCAGAGCUGGCAAAAUGGCUGCAAAGCCAACAACACAGGCAAUUCCAUGUGAAUAAAACAGAGUAUUAACAGCAAUCCAGUCCAUUCAACUAAUUAAACUGCUCCAAAUUUGAAAUAGAAAAAGCAGCGAAUGUGACUACGAGGCUAGCAGAUGCCUCGCCAAUGCCACGAUACUUGUUGCAGAACGUCAGUUCUUCGGUGAUCCGCGGAGCUCUCGUCAUUGGCUAAAACGUCCAAACACUUCGGCCUCACCUGUACCUUGUGUUUAGGGCUAAUUAGCAAAGGUUAGUAAGUGAACAUGGUAAACACUACACCUGCUAAACAUCAGCAUGUUAACAGUCAUUUUCUGUCUUUUAUGUUAGAAUGGACUUUGUGAGCCUUAGGACAUUCUCACAGAGCUGUUAGUAUGACUGUAGGCUCUUAGUCUUGUUCCUUGAUAAAUGUCAUAAUUUUUUCUCUACCUAUUUAUUUAUUACUUGACUAAUCAUUUCAGCACUAAGUGAAACCUUCUCCUAAUUUCACCUCAGACUCCCAUUUGAAUGUCGUAAAAGAGGGCUCUCUCCCAGAAGCAACAGCUUUCAGCAAAUACUGCAAAAUGAAGACCUAACAUAACUGUUGUAUCCUGUGAAUGUGUUCCCAUAAAGCAGCUUGCCUCAGUCACAGAUGUAGAGAAGGAAGCUACUCCAGACUGUCGUGUGGUGUAAUGAAAGUGUUUCAAUGAACAGUGACCGGAGAGAACUCCUGUUGAUGCACCACAUCGCUUCUCCACCCUCUUAACCUUCAUUUACAAAAUGAACUCAGUUACAUUAUUUGCAUAGUUGAUUUAAUGUAAAUUAAGGGAAAGGCUUAUGACUGCAUAACUUUGAUGCUGUUUAGGGUUUUUUGUUAAUAAACAGCUUCUGUUCUUGUUGUCUGUAA
Xiphias gladius (swordfish) is the source of this 3029-nucleotide messenger RNA. RefSeq names its product Yip1 domain family, member 2 (gene yipf2). Lineage: Eukaryota; Metazoa; Chordata; Actinopteri; Istiophoriformes; Xiphiidae. Gene Ontology annotation, biological process: vesicle-mediated transport. The transcript has 9 exons. The coding region runs from base 424 to 1335 and encodes 303 amino acids. Gene Ontology annotation, cellular component: membrane; Golgi apparatus. The record is from RefSeq and is a predicted model, not a curated record. Gene Ontology annotation, molecular function: small GTPase binding.